Sphaeroforma arctica JP610 is the source of this 6663-nucleotide messenger RNA. RefSeq lists its product as hypothetical. The annotation marks the transcript as partial. Gene Ontology annotation, molecular function: metal ion binding. The record is from RefSeq and is a predicted model, not a curated record. NCBI's taxonomy places the organism in Eukaryota, Ichthyosporea, Ichthyophonida. The transcript has 4 exons.
GAUGAACACGCAGAAGCUACAGACAGAGAACGGCGACUUGCAGCGGCAGAUAUCACAGCUGAACGUGUCUCUGACUACGGUACAAGAAGCGCUGAGUACAACGGAGGCUGCCAACGAGAAGGCUGGAAAGGUGCUCGAAAGCAAGUACGAAGCACUAAAAAAGGAGUUCCGGAAAUUAAAACGGAAAGACGAUGAGAGGGGCAGGAGCGAAAACGAACACAACUCCGAUAACUUGAAGAUCGAAGCACUGCAGCAAACUAUCGAGAUUAUAAAACAAGAGCGCGACGAGCUUAAGCUGGAGAUCGAUAAACAGUACCAGGCCGGACUAGACUCUAUGGCGGUAGAGCAAAGGGAGAAGUUCCAAGAGCUCAACCGAAAUAUGCGUGUAGAACGGGAGAUGGAAAUCAAAGCGUUGCAAACGGUGCUAGAAACGUCUGCAACCGAUCUGCAAAGUGCAAUUGAUGCAAGGACUGCGGCCGAGGAUACCCUACGCGACUUACAAAUAGUACACUCCACCCAAAUGGACGAGCACGUGGCACUCAAAGCACAGGUUGACUCUCUCACUAAGGGACUAAGUGACAAAGAUGCAGAGACACGCCAGAUUAGUGCUGAGCUCCUGCGUAUGGGUGAGCGGAAGCAGAUAGCUGACGCGCGUGGGAGUGCGGAGGAGAGCGAGUUGACAGAGGCUAUACAGGGCUUGACGUCUAGCGUCCAGGAGAAGGAAGGAGUUAUAAUACAACUACGUGGAAAGUUGCAAGAGAAAGACGCGUCUAUGGAGAGUCUGAGAGUGGCUGUGGACGAAAAGGUUGCAGUUGUAGAUAGGUUGGAGGUGAUUGUAGAUGAGAAAGAUACAAGUAAUGAGGCCCUGGAGCGGAAGUUGGAGCAAGAAAUGGAGGCGCUGGCGAAACUGCGGGAGCUCAGUGACAAGAAUGGGAUAGCGAGAGAUGAAGCACUCAGUGAAGUGGGUGCGGCGUUGACACAAACGAAGGACUUAUUAGCGCAACGGGAAGGAGAACUGGCAAACAAGUCUGCGGAAGUAGAGACACUCGGUUUGGAAUGCGAACGCCUGAGAGUGGAAUAUAAGCAGGUGACAGGAGAACUGACUAGCAAGUGUGCGGAAGUAGAGACAGUCAGCACAGAGUGUGAGCGUUUGAAUGUGGAAUAUAAAAAAGUGGAAGAGCAAGUAGUGAGCCUUUCGGAGGACAAGGUGCGACUCGGUGAAGAGAAUGCGCAGUUGACUGAUGAGCUGAACGGUGUGUGUGAGGAACUGAGGGCGCUCGAUGAAGCACAUACACGGGCAGUGGAGAGAAUAGCGAGGAAAUGUGAGGAAAUAACCACAAUACAGGAAAAUAUCUCGUUGUUGCAGGAAACAGCCGCAAACCUCGAAUCCGAACUAGGCAGCAUGCGGUCAGAGAGGGAAGCUCUGCACAGUACUGUGGCAGCGCUGGAGGCGACUGCGAGUGAGAAGGAGAUGCUCAUCACUGAGUUCCGAGCACAAAUCGGCAUGCUGCGUGGUGAUAUGGAUAAGGAGCGUAAGAGUGGCAGCUUGGAGAUGGAACGCCUGCAUGCGCGUGUUAAAGAUUUAGAGGGGCACUUAGCCAGUGCGUGUUCGGAGAAGGCAGAGUUGGAGGAUGCAAGGGCUCAAUUGGAACUACAAGUGGACACAUUGCAGUCUGAGCUGAGAGAGGCUCGAGAGGGCGGUACGCAUGAAGUGAACCAAAAACAGCAGGAAAUAGAUGCAGGGAAGGAGGAAAAGGUUAAGGCUGAUGAAGCUUUGGCGGAGAUGAGGGUUGUGUGCGCUACGGCUGAGGAACGGGUGAAAGCAUUGAAGGAGGCAGAGCGCGAGUUGGGAGAAGAGAUAAGCGUGAUUAAAACUGAGAAGCAAUCUGUUGAGGAUGCACUCAAAGAGCUGCAGAUGACACUGGAUAUCUCUCACGAAGCGCACGAAGCUCAGAUUGCAGAACUGCAGACAACGGUCGAGCGUUUGAAUGUUCAGCAAGAUAGAGCAGACGAUGCGCUGAGACAUUUGGGGGAGAGGGAAAAGGCUCUCCUUCGCGAUAGUGAGAGUUUGCGAGGAGAGCUGGAGACUGCGCACAACGAGCUAGCAAGUGUGCAACAGGUGUUGGAGUCCACGCGAGAUGAGUGUGGUGUUAUGGAGAAGGAGAAGGCUGUGGUGGCAGAGGAAAUGUGUGCCCUGAAAUUGUCAACAGACGAAUACGAGUGUAAGGUAGUACAGCUGCAGAGCGAGGUGGAUGAAGCACAGGAGAAGUUCGGUACCUUGGAACAGGAGAAGAUUGCCGUAGAGGACCAACUGCGUGUGCUGGAAGAGAAGCACGUGGUUUGUGUGACUGAGGGUGAAGCGAUGCACCGCGAAUUGGCCGCGUUGAGCGAAAGUUUGGGUGUGUUAGAGGCAGAAAAGCUCGCUCUCGAGGGUGCUGUGCAGGCCGCAGACGUACACACGAUGGAGCUGGAAGUACAGAUUAAGGUUUCAAAUAAUAAGCACAACGAAAGUCUGCAAGAAAUGGAGGAAACCAAAAGUAUUCUCACUAGUUUGCGUGACGAUUUGAGUAUCGUGAAACGGGAGAAGCUCGAUUUAGAAGUUGCCCAGCGUGCCGCAGACACGCACGUACAGAGUUUGGAAGGGCAGCUACAGGCGUUGACCGAACAGUUGAGCAUAGCUAUGGCCGAUGGAAGUGAUGUGUCGAAGAGUCUGAGUGAAGAGCUGCGUAAGGUGGAGGCGGAGAAGAUGCACGCUGUGUGUGCAAGGCAGGAGAUGGAGGAGGAAAAAGAUAGAGCCAACGAAGAAGUGGGCCGGAUGAAGGAAAAGGUGUUGGUAGCUGAGAAGGAAUUGGAAGCGAGUGUGGAGAAGGGCUUGGCCUUGGAGAACGAGCUGGCUGAGUGUCAGCUGCAAAUGGGUGCCUGUGUGAGAGAACACAACACGGAAAAGCAGCGGCUGUGCGAGGAGAAAGACUCUAUCGAGGACGAGCUUAAAGAGAUGCAGCAGACUCACAUGGAGACCGUGCAAGAGAUGCAGGAGUUGAGUGCACAUGUUGCCUCUCUGAGUGUGGAGGCGCAGAGGAUCACUGACGAACACCUGGCGGCAGUGGAAGGGGCGCAGCGAGAGAGGACAAUUAAGAAGGAGCGGAUUACCGAGCUGGAACGAGAGGCUGAGACGAGAGGGCAGGAGAUUGAGCGGCUAGAGAAAGAGGUUGCGGUAAAGACGAGUCUUAUAGAGGGAGGUGAUGCAGAUAGGGCCACACAGAUGGAGGAGCUACAGAAACAAAUACAAGUUCUCGAAGCAGACGUUGAGCAGCACAAGACUGAGUUGGUUGUAGCAAGUGAAAGUGCCACAGGAACUCGAAACGAGCUGGAUGCGAAGGUGCAUGAUCUGGAACAGCGCAACGAAGAGCAUGUGCGUGAAAUGAAGGGACUGGAAGAGUCGGUUGGUCGACUGAAUGCACAGAACGACACUCUCGCCACUGAGCACGCGCAGAUGGAGGAGAGUACAAGUGCAACUCUGGCGAAAGCGGAGGAAGCGUUGGUUAAGCUGAAGGCGGAGAUGGAAGAGAAGCUGAAAGACGGGUAUGACAUCGAAAUAGGACAUCUUAAGGCUGAGCUGAGUGACGCUUGCACGCGCAGAGAUGGGUUUAGAGAACAGCUAGAGUACCUGAAGGAAGAGAAGUACAUCAUCGAAGAAGAGCUGCAAGGUAUAGCUACACAGUAUGAUAUCUCCCAGGAGGAGGCACGAGAAGACAUCCGUGCGAUUGAGGCCAGGCUGAACGAAGCACAGGCUAUGGCUGAGUUUGGUAGCCAUGAGUUGCAGCGACAGGGUGCGGAGAUGCAGCGGCAGAGUGAUGAACAUCGCAGUCAAAAUGCCGACCUUCGGAAUGAAUUGGACGAGGCCUUAGAACGUGAGACUGCUGUAAGAGAGGCGUGUGAAGGCUUGGAAGACGCUGCGGGCGAUCUGAACGAAAGGGUUGUGGAAUUAGAGCGGACUCUGGAUGAGAAGGAGGAGAGUAUGAGAGCAUUGAGGGAUAGCCAGGACUCGGAAUUACACGUACGGUUGACGGACGCGUUGGAACGAGAAACUGCUGCGAAAGAGGCUGUACAAGCACUGGAGAUUGUGGUCGAGAGGUUAAAAACUGAGAUUGUUCUGUUAGAAGCAAAGGUCGCGCAGUUGCAGGAGAAGUUGACAGAGAAGGAUAACACGCUACUGGACAAGGAAACCGUUUUGAGAGAAACGGAGGAUGAGUUUAAAGCGAAAGAGGAGGAGUAUCGCAAACGCAGUGGUUCCUUGGAGGGUCUUGAACUGGAGAAGCAGGACUUAAUGGCUAGAAUUGAGUGUCUCAUGGGAGAGGCUGAGGACAACGAGAAUGCGCUAGAGCGUGUGCAAAAUGAACUGGAAAGUAUGCAACGUGAGCGAGACGAGUGUGUUCAGGAGAUCGAACACGUGCGCGAAGAGGCAAAGCAAAACAUGGAUGAAGUUAGUGGGGCGUUGCAGACGGCGCGUGAGAGUGUGGAGGAGCACGCGGCACAGUAUGAGAGCUUUGCGAGGGAUAUGCAAAAUAAAAUGGAGGCCGUUGAAGGUGUUCUGCGUACACGGGAGGAACAGUUGAGUGAAGCGGAAAGAGAGCGAGAUGUGUGUCUGCAGCAGCUGGAGGAGUUUGACGGUGUGCAGGGCGCCAAUGCGGCCGAGGUGAGCGAGUUGCAGACGGAGCUGGAGGAUGUGAAGCAGCAGUUGCGAGACAGUGAGGAAUACGUACAGGUACUUGAAGAGAAGGAGAAGGACAUGCAGAGGGCUGUAGAGGCACUCGACAGUGAGCUCAAGGAUGCGUGCGCGCGUAGAGAUAGCCUAGAGGACGUUCUGGCGGAAGCGCAAGCGGUGGAAAGGGAGCGGUUGGAAGGUGACGAAAACUUGGAACGGGAACUGACUGAGGUGAAGGAUGAGCUCGAGAAGUGUUGGCGAGAUCUGCAGGAGAAUAGCAAGCACAAUGAAGCGUUAGAGGAAGAGAAGGCUACGCUCCUGGAUAGAAUACGCCAAACAGAAGCCGCCAAAGGGACCAUCUCUGAGCAGCUAGUGACUAUGGAAUGUGAAAGAGACGAGGCUCUUAGCCAUUCAGAAGCGAGGAUAAGAGAACUAGAAGAGUCGCUACAGACCGCUACCACGGAGCAAAGGGAAGUGGCAGCGCUAAGGAGUGAAGUAGAGGCUCAAUUAGAUAUGUACAGGACGAAAAUAGUCCAGCUGGAAAGCGGGCAAGGGGACACACACGCUAGGCUUGCGGAUAGUGAAGUGAAGGUAAAGGAGUUACAGAGCAUGUUGAGAGAUGCCAGCGCACGCAAGAAAGAGGAGCAAGGGAAGGUUGCUGCGCACGUGGAUACGAUCAAGUCACUGGAAAAACAGAAGUCGAGCGUGAGUGCGCGAUUAAUGGAUGCAGAGGUCAAGGUAGAGGAGCUAAGAGAGAUUGUGAAGGAAGCCAGUACUAAACUUAAGGACUUCGAUGAGUGUAAAGCCGAGUUAGCGGAUCUGAAGGAAGUGUAUCUUGAGAUUGUCGGAGUAAAUGAGGAAAUACUGCGCAACCAAACCACGCAGAUGGAUAAGGCUACGAGUAGACAUGCCUUGAUAGCAAAAGAGAUGGUGGAGACGCAUGCAAAGAGUGUACAGACAUUGAGAGAAGAGUACGAGGAACGAAUAAGGGUUGUUGAGGAGAUGUUGCAGGCCAUCUUGGUUGAGCAUAGGGAUAAAAAGGAGAAACUGAGUUUAGAAAUUGAGAGCUUGAGGCAAGAGUUAGAGACGAGCAGGAAGGAUAUGUGUGAGCAUGUGCGUGUGAACGAGGAGAUCGAGGCACUCGAAAGGGAAGUUCAAAGAGUGCGAAGUGGACGCGACAGCGAUGUGCAGCUCAUCAGAGCAGAGAUGGAGGAGGCUGAGCAGAGAUACGCAGACGAGUGCGAGGCUUUGAAGGAUGCUAUAGAGGUGGGUAAGCAACAGAUGGCAAGUGUUAAGCUCAAAGCUAAAGCUGUGAUUCAAGAUAUGACUGAACAGGUCAACACGGAGAAGAAAAACGGACUGUUGCUGGAGCAGGUGGUUAAGGAUAUGGAAGAGCGCGUCAAGGUGGAGGAGACUGUCAAGAACGAGUAUGUUUUACACUCACAGGAUCUGGAGCGAAAGCUCGCCGAAGUUCGGGAAGGAUCUGAAUCUGGUCUCACAUGGGAGCUGGAUGACAAUGUCCGUGCGUGCAAGGAAUGUGGCGAAUCAUUCACACCUUUCAAACGCAAACACCAUUGUCGUGCGUGCGGUAAGAUCUUCUGUAAUCCAUGCUCAGGUGUAAAGACAGAUCCUGAGAGCGGAGUCCAGGUUCGAAUGUGUGAUGGAUGCUAUAAGGCAAGAGAUGGUAUGGUGAAGAGGUUUGUGAGUGGCGUUGGAGAUGAGCUUUUUAGCGCUAAGGCACAUGCUCGUGGCAGUUCCAGUAGAACCGAUCGGUGAUGUCAGAAUGAAAUGCACAGGGAACAUUAGACCGAUGACUUAACAAUAUUCAUCAACAGCAUAUAAAUAGAUUUUUCAAGAGCCUAUGUCGCAAAGUGGGCAUUCUCGUUAGAUUUUGGCCUGGUAGUUAAGUCAUUCUGCACUAGUUUGCAGACAAUGGUGACAUGGGGCCCUAUUAUCUU